AUGGCUUCCUCUCGCGGAUCCUCCACUCCUUUCUCUCGCCCUUAUCCGCCCGUUAUCGUUAAGAAGCGGCCGUCGCCGGCGUCGGUCACUCCCGUCAUCGCCACUGCCACUUCCACCGCCGCAGGUGGUUCCUCGCGCUUCUCUCGCGCUGCUUCUCCUACUAUGUCAUCCACGGCCAAAGUCUUGCCUACACGGACCGUGAUGCGCCAACAAAGUCGCGUCGGCCUGAGUGGUGGCGCUAACGCCUCGCGCAAGCGCGCUCGCCGCGACAGCGACGAGAACUCUGAGGGUCAAGAUGCUUCGAUACUUCGCCCGCCGCGAGCGCGGCAGCGGCUGAGCUCGACAUCCUCGAUGAUGUCGGUCAAGACGCUGAAGACCGCGUCGUCUGUGGAGACACUCAGGGGUGCGCCGGCGAUGGAAACGCCUACGCCCAGAGCCACCGAGUUUGCUCGACCCCUAUCGCGCCAGUCGAGCGUUAUGAAACUCAAGAGGGAGAACUCGAGCAUGACGAAUCUUGCCAAUGCUAUGGGCAGGAUCGAGAUGCCCGAGAACAGCGCUCGCGCGCGCGCAUUGCGCCGUGUCAGCAACCUCAACUCGUCCUCGACAUCAAUACGCGACGUCAAGAUCGCCCGGGAUGAGGCUCCGCCUGCUCCGCUCAAACCUGUAACACCUGAGGACGAUCUUCUGCCGUACCCGUCCCGCAUCCCACUCCCAACCUCACGCUCGUCCUCCAUGCUCAGCCGCGCGCGCAACCUCAUCUCCCGCCGUCCAUCUCUCUCUUCCAUCCGGACAAGACCUGUCCGCUCGCUUACGCCACCACCUCCGUUCUCUCUCGACACUAAACCUGAAAAGGUCGAGCUUGUGAUCAACGACCACGCGUCUACUUCAUCUGCAGACUCGGUGGGAGAUGAGCCGGAGGAUCGCUACAUUCUUACGGUUGCGGUCCGCGAUAAGCAUUUGGAGCUAUGGGAUCAGGACGAUAGCCACGUUCACGCAUGGGCUGCGUUCGUCUCCGUCACUGAUCGCCUCAGAGACUCAAGCCAUUUCCCGAUCGAAGACCUCGACAUCCGUCUCUCCACGCACUCUUACGAAGGUCAUGAAGCACCUCUCUACACGACAUCCCACAUCGGCAAUACCGUUCGCCGAGGCAAGGAACUCGAAGCUUUGAAAGAAGAGUUCGAUUCGAGCCUUGGCAUCGUCAGUGGUAGCGAAUGGCAGGUGAACCCACAACGUGCUGGACAAUGGUUCCUCAAGAUCUGGGCGCCCGUGCCUCUGGCCUUGUUCCGUGAUAGGGAUACAAGGAUGUUCAAGCUCGAGGCUAGCGCAAGUGUCGUCGAUGAUAGGACUUGGGGUCGGGGCGUCGUGCAGAGUCGCGCUGUGUUUGACGACGUGAGCCAUCUGCGGAAGGAGAACGUUAUGGACAAUAAGCGACGCGGGCGGCUUACGAUCUAG
Messenger RNA from Peniophora sp. CBMAI 1063, 1452 nucleotides. The record is from the annotation of a GenBank genome assembly. Lineage: Eukaryota; Fungi; Basidiomycota; Agaricomycetes; Russulales; Peniophoraceae.